Westerdykella ornata is the source of this 3977-nucleotide messenger RNA. RefSeq lists its product as uncharacterized. The transcript has 4 exons. NCBI's taxonomy places the organism in Eukaryota, Fungi, Ascomycota, Dothideomycetes, Pleosporales, Sporormiaceae. The coding region runs from base 76 to 3687 and encodes 1203 amino acids. Gene Ontology annotation, cellular component: spindle microtubule; mitotic spindle; mitotic spindle midzone. Gene Ontology annotation, molecular function: microtubule binding. The record is from RefSeq and is a predicted model, not a curated record. Gene Ontology annotation, biological process: astral microtubule depolymerization; mitotic spindle assembly.
CACCCCCUCCACCCCUCUACCCCUCCACCCAAUGUUCGCGUACGCUGCUGAACUGUCCCAAUAACAUUAACCAACAUGGAGGAGCACACCGUGGCCCUCCUUGCCGCCCUCAAGAAGCCCUCAACCGCCGUGGACCAGAAACUGGCCCUCUUCACCAACCUCAAGUCCGACAUCAAGCACAGUCGCGUUCCCGAGAGCUGCCAGGCCCCUAUCUUCGAAUGCCUCCGCCUCGCCAUCACCACUACCACCUCGGCCGCUCUCGUCUCCACCGGCUUCUCAACCCUUAGCCACUUCAUCAAGCGUCUCGUGCUCCAAAACCAAACCGCCGUCAUCACCUCGCAGCUGCCCAAGCUCCUCCCCAUCCUCCUCGAGAGACUAGGUGAUGUCCGCGAAACUCACCGCAACGCCGCCUCCUCCAUACUUGCCGAUCUAUGGCCCCUGUCCCAUGCCGAUGUAGAGUCUCUGAUUCGCGACAAUGCCAUCAAGGGGAGCAAUGCUCGCGCAAAGGAGGCAUCCAUGCAGUGGGUGGUCAAGAUGAACCACUCGGCAGGGUUGCCCUUCCGCACUUUUGUCCCCGCCCUCAUCGCAAACCUGGAAGACGCUGAUGCCGGCGUCCGUGAGACUGCUAAGACCGCCGUCGUCGAACUGUUCCGUAAUGCCCCUGAGCAUGCCAAAGUGAACCUCAAGAAGCAGCUCGUUCAGUUCAACGUUCGGAAAACGAUCGCCUCCUACAUCAUCUCGCAGCUCGAUACCCCCACCAUGAUGGUGGAAGCAGAAAUGCCCCCCCACCCGCCACGUCCCAUCUCUGUGGCACGAGCGCACUCUUUGCAACCGGAGAGUGGCAUCGCGGAUUCUAUGCUUUCGGAAGUGGGCCCCGCCGCUGAAGUGGUCCCCAUGGACCCUAUCCAUGUGUUUACCCAACGGGAGCUGGAUGAUAUCUUUCGAGACAUGGCGUCCUGCUUCGAAGGGAAGGAGACGGAGCACAACUGGUCGCAGCGAGAUAAGAACACGCUCAAACUGCGUCGCAUCACCAAAGGCAAUGCCCCCGCCGAGUUCCAUGUGUCCUUUGUUGCAGGCAUCAAAGGAUUGCUGGAUGGCAUCCUCAAGGUAUGCAACUCGUUGCGUACCACAAUGUCUUCCAACGGUUGCCAGCUUGUCCAGGACCUGGCGAGGACACUUGGACCAUCCAUGGAUCCCUGGAGCGAGAUACUGCUGCAGAAUUUUGUAAAGAUGUGCGCGGCGACCAAGAAUAUCGCUGCUCAGAACGGCAAUGCAACCGUUGAUACCAUCUUUUCCAGUGUUUCGUACUCCAAGCGAUUGUUGGACCACCUUACCUUUGCGUCGCAGGACAAAAAUGUGCAGCCCCGAAUAUACUCGGCCGGCUGGUUCAAGACCCUGAUAAGGAAGCACAAAGGGCCCUUGGAGCACACGGGGGGCAUGGAAGUGCUAGAGAAGACCCUAAAGAGAGGGCUAACCGAUGCCAACCCCAAAGUCAGGGAAGCCUAUCGAUCCACAUACUGGACUUUCGCGUUGAUAUGGCCUCAGAAAGCAGAAGCCAUAUUUGCAACCCUGGAUAAGCGAGAGAAGACUGGAUUGGAGAAAGACCCCAAUAAUCCCAAUGCACCAUUAGUAUCCUCUCAAUCCAGUGCGUCGUCAUUUUCGAAGUCCGUGGGUCCGGGUGGCCCUGCUAGCGCUCGUAAUGCCCUCAAGGAGAAAAUCGCUGAACAGAGACGGGCCAAAUUGGCUGCUGCUAAAGGUGUACCUGACCGCCCCAACUCGGCUCAGGCCAGCUAUACCCCGCUGAAGACUCAAUCAUCCAAGUCCCUAGGUUCCAAAAUCGUAUCCAACGCGUCAUCGGCAUCGUCCGCGACGGCUCGACCCCCAUCUGCCCUCUCAGGGUCGACAAAGGCAGUUGCAGGGUCGAACGCUGGGGGCACCGGGUCUCUGCUAAGUGGCACAGUUCGCAGACCCGUUCGUCCUCGUCCAGAGCUGACGCGACCCGCAACGGCGGACCCUUACGCUACACGUCGCCCCGCAAAGAAUGUGACCUCGUCGAUGACACCUGAAAGGACUCCAGCUUCGACAGUCAAGAAGUCUGUGGCGCCAAAGAGCACUGUGCGGUCUCGAGCUCAAACGCAGAGCAGUUCCAGCGUGAGUCCCAUCGGUAGCAAGUCAAGGCCGGCCGAUACCACUGCUCAUGAGAAGACGCCAAGUGUGAGCUCUCGACAUGCCAGCCCAGCCGUAAGUCCUGGCAAAGGUGAAGAUUUGACCCUGGUGAAGCCCUUCGCCAGAUCAAAGAGCCACCAUGAACCAGGCGUCCUUCCCUUCCGGGAGCGGGUUGGGUUGGACAAGCCUACAACGGAUGCGGACGCUCUAGAUCUCGGGGAUGAUGACAACUUUACCAUGGUUAUCCCCAAUCUUGCUCGCCCCACAUCACAAGGGCCCCAGCGAAGCCCACCAAAGCCAACGGCAUCUCCUGCGCGAUUGUCGGUGGCUAGUCCCCGUCCAGCAGGGAUGAAGAGUCCCCAUCCCAUCGGCGUCCUCCAGGACGUGUCUCUUCCUGCUACUCGCAGUCCACGGAUGCCCUCACCAGAGCGUCCUAGCACCCGCGGCACCGACAGCGUGGAAGAUGGCCGAGUCUAUGACGAUCCAUUUGUGGGUGAGGAGACACUUACAAGCACCCAAGGCAUGGAAAGACGCCCUCUUGGAGAGCUUUCUGUGAACGAGCACGCAAACGAACGAAGGCAGACCAUUGGCUUCACAGAGGCAGACGCAGUGAUGAGCGAGAGCACGGAAGAGCACAAUCAAGGGCGGCAGAAAACGACGAGCAUUGCAAGCAACACCACAACCGAGAGCAAUGACGCCUCCCGAUCCGAGGUUCUCAAAAAUAGGCAGCUACUUGCAAGCGGCAUUAAUAAGAUUAAGAGCCGUACUGUGGAAGCACACAUGUUCCGCCGGCUGCAGGAUAUGGUGAAGUCCAACCAGGAUAUCUGGGGCACUGACGAUGAAAAGUUCGGUGAACUGCUCCUGGCUUCGUUAGACUACCUCGAGGCUCCUCCCGACAGCCUAAAGGCACCCAUCGCCAAAACAGCCAACCUGAAAGUCCAGGCUCUCGCGACGAUCCGGGCCAUGCUAUCUCUCUACCGCAAGGAAACGGCCAAGUACUUCUCCCGCGUACUCUGCACCCUACUUCGCACAAAGGCGCAGUAUGACAACACCUCUCACAUCGCCACCGAUCUCGAAGCCACUGCCGACGAGAUUGUCAAGUAUGGUCAGACUUCGAACUGCAUCGAUGCCGUUCUGUCGCUUCUGGAAGACUCGGGUCCCUCCAUGCCCGGUGCAUCGACCACUUCAAAGGGACCUGAGAACACCAUGAAUACGGCUUCGAAUCGCACGGUCACAAUGGGGCUUGUCACGCUUGCAUCGUUGAUUGCUAUCUCGGCCGAGAAGAGUGUGACGCUUUCGGACGAGCAGACGUCGCGGUUGGGCAGGCUUGCCGUCAAAUGCCUGGACGACGUGGAUGCCGAUGUCCGCAAGGCCGACGUCGAGCUGUGCCUUGCGUUGCACCGAAGGAUUGGGAGCGAAAACGAGGCGUUCUGGAAGGUGGUUGCCGGUGCGAGGGAACAGCAUCUCAACCUUUUGACGUACUAUUUGGCGAAGCGUAAGGCCAGUGUGGCGGAGGCGUAGGAAUCCCUUCUGCAUUGGGUUGGCCUGUUCGAAUCAGGGGCUUCUUCUGCAUUGUGGCCUUGGUGACUCUGGCCUCUGGCGCUUUUGGAGUUGCUGGUUUCGGUUAGGGGUUCAGGUCGGGUUAAGGAUAUUUUCAUGGAUAGGUUGGGAUGGUGGGAUGGCGUUCUGGAUGGGGAAAAGCAGGAAUUGAGUCUUGAAAUCCUCGUAUGCCGGCGCUUGUGUCUUGUUCGGCCUAUUUCAGCAGUUCUGUAUGGUAGUAGGACAUCAUCUUGCUUUCGAAUGGAUCGACU